CUGGAUUCUAAGUCUCUCCUGCCCUUCUCAGUCUUACACCUCCCCAGUGGCAUCAAUCCGCUCCUGCAGUCAGCCUUAUCCUUUCUCGGAAGCAUUUGAUUCAUAAGGCCUAUUGAUUGCCCAAGCAUCCGGCCUCUCAUCCAUUAUGGCUGCAGUUACCCCAAUGGAAUUGGUCGCGAAAGGCGAUCAAAGCCCUAUCCCUCUUCGAUGCACCCUGUGCCCGACGAAGCCCAAUUUUUCUGACCUGUCUCACCUUCUCACCCACAUGGCUUCCAAAAGUCAUCUGUCCCACAAGUUCAAGGUUGAGUUGAGGUCAAAGAACGAUAGAGAAGCCUAUGAGAAUUUUCGCCAGUACAAUGACUGGUACCACCGGUACGACAUUGAUAGUCUUCUCGCCGAGCGCAUAAUUGCAAAGGACCAAAAGAAGUCAGGCAGAAGAGGCCGGUCUGCAACCACAGCUGGUAUCAAGCGAGAAACCAGUGCGGACGGAAAACAGGACGACUCAAUUAAGGCGGAACCCGAAGACAAUUUUGAGCCAUCCGAACCGCCUCUUAUGUUAGCUCCAUGGCCCCCAGCUUCAAUCCCAUCAUACAACGGGCGCCAAGGAUACUUGGAUGACUCAAGCUAUCAGACCCCGAAUUUGAAGCGAUCUCGGUCGGACGCUUCAUCUCCCAACCCACAUGAGAACCCGUUGCAUCUGCAUUACGGGCGAUUGCCUUCCGAGGCCGAGACCGCGGAGAGCGCCCCUGCGUCUGAGCUAACUAGCUUGCCUUCUGAAGUAACCGAUCCUCCCGAAGACGAAAACGAAAAUGACACCAGCAAACUGAAGGGUAUCAGAUAUCCGGGCAUGGGUCUGUUCGACGCCGCGGACGAGGAUCAGAAAAAGAGGCGCAAUCAACGGAAGGAUGAUUCUGUCCUGAAACAGAUGGAAGAGAUAUCGUCUGGCAUCGAACCAACUGAGUGUGUCUGGACAGAGAUUGGCGAGUUCCAACGCAGUCGCGAUAUCUACGCUACUCCUUCAAUUGAGGGAAGCCCUGACCGCACAUUGGAGCCUCAGGAAGAGCCCGACGCCGUCAGGCCUAAAAGACGCCGUCGAUCCGCGGCGGCCCCGGCGCAACAACGCCAGACACGGUCCUCAGCCAGAAUUACGCGGAGGAAUGAGCUGCGCCAGCAGAAGGUUCAUACGGAAGAUGAUCUUUCUGAGCAAGUCGACAUCGAUGACAGCAUCCAGACGCAGAAUUCCGUUGAUUCCCACGACAUCUUCCGUGAUCCUCCGAAUCCUCACCUCGGUUGGGCAGAGACGGCUCAGGAGAAAGCCAGUUUCAACCUUGGACGGCCUUCAGCUCUCCAGUCUCGGAAUCCGAACCUGUCCAUGGCGUCGUCAACACCGAAGGCUGUCAAGUCUACGUCAUUCUUCCCUACGAGAGAGACCACAGGAGUCUCAUUCGCACACCAGCCUCCGAUCCCGGCUAGCCACUAUUUCCAACAUCAGCAUGCAAUGGGCGGCGGAAACGCCAACCCGCUUUGCGCUCAGAAUAGAAACGGAUUUUUCAAUCCUUACGGUUAUCCCAUCCAUAGUAACGCAAUGAACCUGGGCAGCAUGCAUUUCAACCCUUUCGGCGCAUCCUAUGGUACGGACUCGGCCCACGACCGCGGUGAUGACGAUUUCGAGCUCUAAAGGGUUGGCCGUUGGAAGGCUCACGAUGAGCUCGGCAUGACAAUUUUGUCUGGAGCUUCUGCUUUACGUCGAGAACUCCAGACCCUAAGAAUGGAAUGAACAAUCCAUUUGUGCUCCGCAAUCCGCUUGAAAUCGAAUGGUUCCAGCGAGAGACUCGUUCCCGAU
Molecule: messenger RNA, 1843 nt
Organism: Canariomyces notabilis
Lineage: Eukaryota; Fungi; Ascomycota; Sordariomycetes; Sordariales; Chaetomiaceae
Exons: 7
Coding region: 146-1678 (510 amino acids)
Source: RefSeq, a predicted model, not a curated record